Molecule: messenger RNA, 2667 nt
Organism: Brassica napus (rape)
Lineage: Eukaryota; Viridiplantae; Streptophyta; Magnoliopsida; Brassicales; Brassicaceae
Exons: 3
Coding region: 1-2667 (888 amino acids)
Biological process (GO): DNA integration
Molecular function (GO): RNA-DNA hybrid ribonuclease activity; nucleic acid binding
Source: RefSeq, a predicted model, not a curated record
AUGCAGCAGUCAACUCCUCGCAUCAACGCGAUCUCGAAGCAGAUCCAGCCUCAGAAGGACGAGAUCCUGGAGAUCUCAAUUGACGAGGCCGACCAAAGAAAGGUAAUCCGAGUCGUUGCAUUCCUCUCCGACGAAAUUCAACGCGCGAUCAUCGACUUUCUGAAGAAGAACAUGUCCACGUUUGCAUGGACCACCUCAGAUAUGAAUGGUAUCAACCCCACCAUCACGUCCCACAAGUUGAAUGUAGAUCCGACUAUCAAGCCCAUCCGGCAAAAACGAUGUAAACUUGGUCCUGAGCGAAGCAAAGCCGUCAACGAGGAAGUCGAGCGACUGCUCGCAGCCGGCUCUAUCGCGGAGGUUCGAUACCCGGAAUGGUUAGCCAACCCAGUUGCAGUUAAGAAAAAUAACGGAAAAUGGCGCGUCUGCGUCGACUUAACCAAUCUAAACAACGCCUGCCCGAAAGACAGUUACCCGCUUCUGCAUAUCGAUCAACUAGUCGAAACGACUGCUGGAAACGAACUACUAACCUUCAUGAACGCCUUCUCAGGAUAUAACCAGAUCAUGAUGCACCCGGAUGAUCGAGAAAAGACAGCAUUCAUCACGGGCCGGGGGACAUACUGCUACAAAGUAAUACCGUUCGGCCUCAAGAACGCAGGAGUGACUUAUCAACGAGUCAUCAAUCGAAUGUUUGCCAACAAACUUGGAAACACGAUGGAAGUCUACAUUGACGGCAUGCUGGUUAAGUCACUUCGUGCGGCGGACCAUCUCAAUCACCUGAGGGAGUGCUUCAAGAUGCUGAACGAGUACGGGAUGAAACUCAACCCAGCAAAAUGUACCUUCCGCGUCACCUCGGGCGAGUUCUUGGGUUACAUUGUCACCCAGCGAGGAAUCGGGGCAAAUCAUACCCAGAUCACUGCGAUACUUGACCUCCCCAGCCCAAAGAACAGGCGAGAGGUCCGGCGACUGACCGGAAAAAUCGCGGCGCUUAACCGUUUCAUCUCUCGAUCUACUGACAAGUGCCUUCCAUUCUACGAGUUACUACGCGGUAACAAACGUUUUGUCUGGGAUGAGAAGUGCGAAGAAGCAUUUGGGCAGCUCAAGCAGUAUCUUAUGACUCCUCUCGUGGUGUCCAAACCCGAAGCCGGUGACACUCUCUCUCUCUCUCUCUAUAUCACGGCCUCUUCUACAGCAGUGAGCAGCGCCCUCAUCCGAGAAUAUCGAGGCGAACAAAAGCCUAUCGUCUGCACGAGCAAGCGGAUGACCGACCAAGAGACUCGAUACCCUACACUCGAGAAAAUGGCCCUUGUCGUUAUUACUUCAGCGAGGAAACUACGUCCUUACUUCCAAUCGCACACGAUCGAAGUACUGACGAUUCAACCCCUUCGCACCUCACCAACAGGCGAAUUAAUCAGGCAGUCGUUAAGCUUUGGUUUCACCGCUUCGCACAACGAAGGAGAGUACGAGUCGCUCAUUGCAGGAUUACGACCUGCUAAGGCGGUCAAGGCAAAACGGCUCAGUACAUACUGCGACUCGCAACUCAUCACUAGUCAGUUCAGCGGCGACUACGACGCCCGCAACAAGCGAAUGGACGCCUACCUUAAAGUUGUCCAAACACUCGCUAAGGACUUUGAGUUCUUCGAACUUACCAAAGUUCCUAGAGGGGAAAACGUGUGCGCCGACGCCCUCUUCGCCUUAGGCAACAGACGACGACAUCAAGUUAAACGAACCAUCCCGAUCCAUAAGAUCGACAAACCGAGCAUCGAGCUAACAUCCGAAGGAAUGACCAUCGUGGCGGCCAUAUCCGAAGCUGUUCCAAUGGAAGACGACUCCGCGACAGAACAAAUCGAUACCCCCGAUUGGAGGACAGAUUUCAUCGACUACCUUGUCGAUUUACCCCCCGAGAAGUGGAUCGCGAGACGACUCAAAACACGAAGUGCUCACAACGUCGUCUUGGAUGGAGAGCUCCACCGAUGGACCGCAACUAAAGUACUCUUGAAAUGCAUCCAUGGCGAAGAAACACGUCUCGUCAUGGCUGAAACGCACGAAUGCGCCGCAGGAAAUCGUUCUGGAGGACGAGCACUCGCAUUAAAAGUCAAAAGCCUCGGCUUUUACUGGCCAACGAUGAACACGGAAGCUCUUGCGGACAAUGACGGCUCCGUACCCUUUCAUGCGAUGGGGAAUGGACAUAAUCGGGUCUACGCAAGCUCCCGCCAUAAGGGUUUCGUCCUAGUCUUAACCGACUAUUUCAAGAAAUGGAUUGAGGCGGAAGCUUUCGCCAACAUAACAGAAAAAGAGGUCCAAGGGUUCGUCUGGAAGAACAUCAUAUGUCGCCACGGCCUGCCUUACGAGAUAGUGACCGACAAUGGCUCGCAGUUCAUAUCGAACAAGUUUCAAAAAUUCUGUGAGAGGUGGAGAAUCCGCCUCAACACAUCAAGCCCGAGAUACCCGCAAAGUAAUUGUCAAGCCGAGGCGUCUAACAAGAUAAUAAUCGACGGACUGAAGAAACGCCUCGACUUGAAAAAGGGAUGUUGGGCCGAUGAACUCGACGGCGUCCUUUGGUCGCAUAGAACGACUCCUCGAGGAGCGACUAAGUCAACUCCUUUCUCGAUGGCCCAUGGAGUCGAGGCUAUGGCUCCCGCAGAGGUGAAUGUAACCAGCCUACGAUGA